GCUCUGAUGAAGGGCUCCCUGUAACUUGUUCCCCAGUAAUGGUUUAAAGGAUGAUCACAAGAACAGCAGUGCUGUAUUCUGUCUCGUUUUGCAUAGUGCAUUAAAUGUUAAUGGACUCGUCACUGCCCCCAAAUGCAGAAGAGCAGUCAGCACCAAUGGGAAGUUGAUUAAGAAAAAAUGCAAUUGCAACCAAUUUAGAUAAGUUCAAAAACAUUUUGAAAAUAGAGAGAGUAAGCCCCUCAGGAGAACAUUGUAACAGAAAUACAAGAAACCUCUAACACAGGUUAGGCAAAGAACAAUACCAAAGAACUAAAAAUCACCAAAAUCUAACUGAAACAAAAAAUUCACAUAAUUAAAAACAUAAGCACUUGGUCACGAGACUCAGGACAAAGACUAUAAACCCCUCAGCUGUAUGCAAACACAGGAAACACCGCUGCUGAUAAAAGACAGACGGGCGUGGUGUGGUUUCCAUAUGCUGUAUGUAUGUGUGUGCGUGUGUGUGUUUGUGUGUGUGUGUGGUUGAGAACUUCCUGCUGCUUAGACAGUUUGUCUCUGCAGAAGUCAGCGUCAGUGUGUUUGCUGGCAGAUUAGCCGCUUCUUUCAUUUUUCAUUCUGCUGUUUUAGCCACACUCAAUCAAGUCAGAAUGAAGAUAGCAGCCUUUAAUGGCAAGAACCUGGGACAUAAGAAAGUCCAUGACAAGUCUGUCAUCAAACACCUCACCAAGAUCAUAUCUCGGUACAGUGUGAUUGUCCUGCUGGAGGUGGUGGAUAAGAGCGGCAAAGCCAUGGAAACGUUACUUCAAGAACUCAACAAAACUGUAAAACGCCCCUACAAAAAAACUGCCAGCAAACAACUGGGACGAGACACCUACAAGGAGCAAUAUGUCUGUUUCUACAGACCAGAUGAAGUGACGCUGAAGGAUUCACACCAGUAUGAAGAUAAUCAGGCUGGAGAUGAAGAUGCCUUUGCCAGAGAGCCCUUCAUCCUGCGGUUUGAUUGUCCAACUACAGUUGUGGACGAUCUGGUCCUGAUCCCAGUCCACACAAAGCCAGAGGACUCUCUGAAGGAGCUGGACGAGCUGCAUGAUGUAGUUGAAGACAUCAGGAAGAAAUGGAAAACUGAUAAUAUAAUGCUUUUGGGGGACUUUAAUGCUGAUGGACGAUAUCUCUCCAAGAAGAAGAAGGAAAAGAUUCGCAUCUGCUCUUCUUCCUACAACUGGCUCAUUGAUGACAAUGUCGACACCACAGCUAGCAACAAAAAUGAUAACACCUACGACAGAAUUGUUGUGUAUGGACAGACCAUGCUGAACGCCAUCGUCCCCAACUCGGCCAAGUCCUUCAACUUCCAGCAGGAGUUUGACCUGACCGAUGAGGAGGCCCUGGGCAUCAGUGACCAUUACCCUGUGGAGGUGGAGCUGAAGACCAAAGAUGCGUCUGGGGAAGGACAAUCUAAGAAAAAAAGGACAACAGGAUCAAAAAAGAAAGCAAGGACAAGCAUCCAACAUGCCAACCAAGAGAGGACGUCGGGCUGUUUAGUGUUAAACUUUAACAAUCUUGCUAUUAAUUUUUAAAAUUUGUGUUACUCCAGUUAAUUUUUAAACUCAGUUUUUCUUCGGAUUUAACAGAAAACCACAUCAGGUGGUUCAACGUGAUAAAAAAUAACUGUUUGUCUUCUUUACUGAAUUUACUGUGGAAAAGACAAAUGAGUGUAAAGAUAUUAGUACUACAUGGAAAUUAGGUUAGACUAUGUAAGAAAUAAUUGUUGUUUUAUUAUAUGUUUUCCGGACCUUCCAUGGUAAACAUGAACUUAUUUUGGUUUCUCUUGGUCACUGUAUAGAAAGCAUACCCCACAGGGUCUACCUUGGGCUAUUUUGCUAUUUAGAGUGGGAAUGUAUGUAUAAAUAUUUUACUUCUGAGCUAAGGGCAUUAGCAGGAAAUAAAAUGUA
Messenger RNA from Haplochromis burtoni (Burton's mouthbrooder), 1946 nucleotides. RefSeq names its product deoxyribonuclease-1-like. The coding region runs from base 480 to 1571 and encodes 363 amino acids. Lineage: Eukaryota; Metazoa; Chordata; Actinopteri; Cichliformes; Cichlidae. The record is from RefSeq and is a predicted model, not a curated record. Gene Ontology annotation, molecular function: DNA nuclease activity. Gene Ontology annotation, cellular component: nucleus. Gene Ontology annotation, biological process: DNA catabolic process. The transcript is spliced from 10 exons.